Messenger RNA from Fusarium tjaetaba, 1158 nucleotides. RefSeq lists its product as uncharacterized. Gene Ontology annotation, biological process: vesicle-mediated transport; mitotic spindle elongation. Bases 1 to 1158 code for a protein of 385 amino acids. The record is from RefSeq and is a predicted model, not a curated record. Lineage: Eukaryota; Fungi; Ascomycota; Sordariomycetes; Hypocreales; Nectriaceae. The transcript is spliced from 2 exons. Gene Ontology annotation, cellular component: Golgi membrane.
AUGCCUGCGGAUUACAACUCAGCCGCCCAGGCUCUCGCCCUGUCUCCAGACCGUGGCUCAUCUCCCUCACCAAAUCGUCCUCCCUGGUCUGCGACGUCCUCGAGCCGCCGUUUAUCGAACCCGCUGAUGAACCGUCGCCGCGCGAGUAGUAGCUAUGCUGGCGGUGGUAAGACGAGCUUCGUACGCCGCAUCUGGGGUACGGUCAAUCUGCUUGGUGAGCAGGUUCUGAAGGUGUAUCUGCGUUUGUCACCUUUCCAGCGGAUUCUUGCCCUCGUAGGCGUCGUCGCAGCGGGUGUGCUUGGUAUUUUGGCUAUUAUCUACUCGCAUGUCUUCUUCAAAUGGCUUGAGCCAAAGGCGGAGCAGUGGCGCGCUCUUCCAGGAGGUUGGACUCUGGCCUUUCUGCUGGUCUUCGUUACUUCGUUCCCUCCGAUUGUUGGAUACUCGACCGCAAGCACAAUCGCGGGUUUUGUGUAUGGGUUUCCUUUAGGCUGGCCCAUUGUUGCGUCCGGAUGCACGGCCGGUGCCCUUUGUGCGUUCCUUGCGAGCAGAACUGUUUUAAGCAGCUAUGUUGAUCGCAUGGUUGGUCAGGAUCAUCGCUUCGUCGCUCUGGGUCAAGUGUUGCGCCAGGAGGGAAUUUGGUAUCUUACGGCUAUCCGAUUCUGUCCACUUCCGUUCAGUCUGAGUAAUGGCUUCCUCGCCACUAUUCCUAGCAUUACACCUCUGGCGUUCACCAUUUCCACAGCAUUGUCAAGCCCCAAACUCCUCGUCCACGUUUUCAUCGGCAGUCGUCUUGCUCUGCUAGCCGAGAAGGGCGAUAAGAUGUCCGCCGGUAGCAAAGCCAUCAAUUAUUUAAGCAUGAUUUUGGGUGCUGGAAUUGGUCUUAUCGUUGGGCUCAUCAUUUACCGUCGUACUAUGGCUCGCGCCGAAGAGCUCGCGCGUCAAGAAGGCCUUGAGCCUACAGGUCUAUCAGCUGAGGAGGGCGAGGCCGGCUAUGCAGACUCUGAAAACUCGAUGCUCAUGGAUCCUGAAGACGCAGCCGUGUUGAUGUCGGACGAUGAUAUUUCACUGUGGGGUAGAGAUGGGACAGAGGGCAGAUAUCACGAUGAUGAUGAAGAGGAUGAGGGAGACACCAAUAAUAGGGGGGACCGAAGGGUAUGA